AAAAAAAAAAAAAACAACAACAACAACAACAAAAAAAAAAAAAAAAAAAAAAAAAAGGCGAGACGGACGAGAGAAGCAACACCAGACAGGAGGACCAAUAAAGAGAGAUUAGCCUACAGUCAGGGAGGAUAGACAAACAUCCAUGUUCCAGUUGCCCAUCUUAAGUUUCAGCCCCCAGCAGGUCGCGGGGGUCUGCGAGACGCUCGAGGAGAGCGGCGACGUGGAGAGGCUCGGGCGCUUCCUCUGGUCACUCCCCGUGGCGCCGUCCGCCUGCGAAGUGCUAGGGAAGAACGAGUCCGUCCUGCGCGCGCGCGCUGUCGUGGCUUUUCAUGCGGGCAACUUCCGCGAGCUCUACCACAUAUUAGAGAACCACAAAUUCGCCAAGGACUCGCACUCUAAGCUGCAGGCGCUCUGGCUCGAGGCGCACUACCAGGAAGCCGAGAAACUCCGUGGGCGUCCCUUAGGACCCGUGGACAAGUACCGCGUGCGAAAGAAGUUCCCGUUGCCUCGGACGAUAUGGGACGGCGAACAGAAAACCCACUGCUUUAAAGAGAGAACGCGGCAUCUUUUGAGAGAGUGGUACCUGCAGGACCCUUACCCGAACCCGAGUAAAAAGAGGGAGCUGGCGCAGGCGACUGGACUCACACCCACACAAGUGGGCAACUGGUUUAAAAACCGGAGACAGAGAGACCGGGCGGCAGCGUCCAAGAACAGGCUACAGCAACAGGUUCUGUCCGGUGGCUCGGUCCGAUCGCUGGGGGACGAUGACACUACAAUAGACCGUCUGGGUCCUGCCUCAAGCCCAGAGGUCAGUCUCUCAAGCAAGGCCGCCACCUCCGCCAUCUCCAUCACCUCUAGCGACAGUGAAUGUGACAUCUAACGUGACAGGCUUCAGAAGAGCAAACAGAAGAACUGUAGGAGACAAUCAAACAAAAACGAAAACUUUAGUGCCUGUAACCGGCCCAAAGGGAGCAAAGAGGCUCCAAAAGGGAGCACAAAACGUGAAGGAAUGCGUGACAAAAAAAUUGAUGUGAUCAACAAAAAAAAAAAACAAACAAACAAAAAAAUAAAAAAAAAAGAAGAAGAAGAAGAAAGAAAGAAAGAAACGCAGUACUUCUCGAGAAUAGGGAGCUUUUUUGGUGGAAAAUAUCUGGGCCAAACCUAUGUUACCUAGGCUAUCUGUUAACCUAUCUACUUUAUGAUGAAAAGACUGAAUAGCCUAAUGUUUUAAUGUUCACUUGUCUUUUUUUAAUAUAUACAUGAUGUUUAUUUACUUAGCCUAUUUAAAAUAUCAUCGGUCUUUUGGCCUUUUAUUUGUGUGGAUUUUUUUUUUUUUUUUUUAUUCUUAUUUUUGUUGUGCGUAUAUACUGCGCAUCGUGAAAGUU
Myxocyprinus asiaticus (Chinese sucker) is the source of this 1385-nucleotide messenger RNA. Its product is annotated as homeobox protein SIX6-like. Gene Ontology annotation, molecular function: RNA polymerase II cis-regulatory region sequence-specific DNA binding; DNA-binding transcription factor activity, RNA polymerase II-specific. Gene Ontology annotation, cellular component: nucleus; transcription regulator complex. NCBI's taxonomy places the organism in Eukaryota, Metazoa, Chordata, Actinopteri, Cypriniformes, Catostomidae. The record is from RefSeq and is a predicted model, not a curated record. Gene Ontology annotation, biological process: regulation of transcription by RNA polymerase II; eye development. The coding region runs from base 143 to 880 and encodes 245 amino acids. The transcript has 2 exons.